Molecule: messenger RNA, 1023 nt
Organism: Perkinsus marinus ATCC 50983
Lineage: Eukaryota; Perkinsozoa; Perkinsida; Perkinsidae
Product: Protein FAM86A, putative
Exons: 1
Coding region: 1-1023 (340 amino acids)
Source: RefSeq, a predicted model, not a curated record
AUGGCCUCUGCUGCCGAUUCCUCCCCUGAGGGUGUUUCUCUGUUUCCUCUUCCUCGCUACUAUUUCUCCCUCUAUCCUGUUGGGUCCAUCCCAUGGACCUCAUUACUCGUUCCUUAUGUUACUUGGGAGGCUCAAGAGGCUCUCAUCGAUGAGACCAUUCAUGCUGACCUCACGUGCUCACCUCCUUUGAAAUACUCAGUUGCUUUUGUCAAGCGACUUGUAACGGAGCUUGGCCGCAUCACUGACGAAGUGCACGAUUUAUGGUAUGAAUUUAUAGCCCAAAAUAAUUCCGAGCUCAACACGCCUGAAAGCGAAAGAGGUUUCAUCGCUUAUCGGGUUGGGGAUUCGUCCAUCUCCUUGGGGUACGACGUCUCUGGUCGUUUUAUAGAGCAAGGGACCACAGGCCUCUCCCAGUGGGAGGCAGGUCGGUACCUCGCGAGCUGGUUGGUCGCCAACAAGUGUGCUGUUGAGGGCAAGGACGUGCUCGAGUUGGGCUCGGGGAGUGGUUUGGUAGGUCUCGUUGCUGCUGGAUUCAGUGCCGCUAGGAGGGUUGUGCUAACCGACGGAAACGCAUUGGUAGUGGAGGCCUUGAGAGCCAAUGUGAAGAGCAAUAAACUCGAUAACGUGGAAGUAGCUGAGCUGAGGUGGGACGAUCAGAGCCGCAGUGAUUUGUUGGAGUCGGCGGAGGUCCUUCUUGGGGCUGACCUCACCUACGACCCGACUAUCGUUGGAGCCCUUAUGGCGACUAUCAGACGAAUGCGACAAGACGCUGUGUGUUACCUCUGCAGUGCUGUGCGGACGGAGUCGACAUGGAAAGAAUUCCUCAAAUUGCUGGAUGGUCUCGAUGUGAAGGUGUUGGUACGUGGACCGGCCCAGUGGGAGGGGCUCGUCAGAGAGGAGUUUCUCGCGGGCCGGUGUCCACGGCCCAAAGACUUGGAUAUGGAUAUUGUAUUGUUGGAGAUCCGUCAGAGGGCAAGUUGUGAUAUAGUGACAAAUGAGAUUGACUUCGCCAUAGGCGCUUGA